CUGGAGCUACAUAGCUGUUCACCAGCACACACCGCCCACUGCUGCUGUUGUGCUCGCUGUCUUCCUCUUAUCCCUUGAGCGCAAGAUAGACUGGUCGAGCGUGGAAGAAUCGAACUUGUGGGGUAUGAGCUCUGCUGGAUUUGCUGGAGCUCCUGUGAGCAAGUCGUUGGCCAUCAUCACCGCCGUUUCCACCUUGGUUGUCCUCCAAAACAACAGCCAAGAUACAGCGGCGCUCAUCGGUGUUAGAGUUUUCGGAGACGAUGGCCAAUGGUGGCGGCUUCUCACCAGCAUGUUUCCACUGGGAAGCGUGUGGGAGCUGAUCCUGUGUCUCAAUAUUAUCCGAGUGUUCCGGAUCCUUGAGAGGCAUCUUGGAUCUGCGAAGUUUGGUUCCUUCCUGUUCCUGGCUGCGUUGUUGUCCAAGAGUAUAGAGCUGGCCCUGUGCGUGGAGUUCCCUGUUUUCCGGCCACCACUGGGUCCGCUUCCCAUCCUGAGUGCUGUCGGGGUAGCUUAUUACGGUUACAUACCAUCGACUGCACCAGCGUACUUGACCAUCGGGAACGUGCGCGUGACUGGCAAGUUCUUCGCAUACGCCGCGGUGCUGGUGCUGGCUUUCCACGACACGUACAACUCGGCAAUGUCUGCCGGGUGCGGUGUUGUGGUGGCGUUCCUUUACUGGUCAAAUCGUUCACCGCUCCAGAGCUUCCGGAUUCCGGGUCGUCAGUUAUUUGCGGUGAGAUGCGGAUAA
Molecule: messenger RNA, 745 nt
Organism: Ectocarpus siliculosus
Lineage: Eukaryota; Phaeophyceae; Ectocarpales; Ectocarpaceae
Source: the annotation of a GenBank genome assembly